Messenger RNA from Gilbertella persicaria, 593 nucleotides. Its product is annotated as 40S ribosomal protein S19-A. The record is from RefSeq and is a predicted model, not a curated record. Bases 93 to 530 code for a protein of 145 amino acids. Gene Ontology annotation, molecular function: structural constituent of ribosome; RNA binding. Lineage: Eukaryota; Fungi; Mucoromycota; Mucoromycetes; Mucorales; Choanephoraceae. Gene Ontology annotation, biological process: ribosomal small subunit assembly; translation. Gene Ontology annotation, cellular component: cytosolic small ribosomal subunit; ribosome. The transcript is spliced from 4 exons.
AGCGAAAAUUUUUUAUUUUUGAGGGCCAUGGAGGUGCAAGUGGAAUAAAGCCUUCUCUUUUCUUACUUCUCGAAUUCAGUACAUUAUACACGAUGGCUGGUAUCACUGUCAAGGACGUUAACGCUCACGAAUUCAUCAAGGCCUAUGCUGCCUACCUCAAGCGUACCGGUAAGCUCGAAGUUCCCAAGUGGGUCGAUCUUGUCAAGACUGGUACCUUCAAGGAACUCGCUCCCUAUGACCCCGAUUGGUACUUCAUCCGUGCUGCCUCUGUCGCUCGUCACAUCUACAUCCGUAAGUCUGUCGGUGUUGGUGCUUUGAACAAGGUUCACGGUGGUACCGUUAACCGUGGCUCUCGUCCCUCUCACCACGUUGAUGCCUCUGGUUCCGUCAACCGUAAGGUCCUCCAAUCCUUGGAAAAGAUUGGUGUCUUGGAAAAGGACAAGAAGGGUGGCCGUAAGAUCACUCAAGAUGGUCAAAGAGAUUUGGAUCGUAUUGCCAUGACUCUUGCUGAAGAAUCUGACGAAGAAUAAAUUUUUUUCUUUGAAAAACGUCCUCUUCAAUAAUAAUAAAAAAAAAGACAUUUAUUUCUUGUA